GUUCAACCGUUUAAGUCAGCUACGUCUAAUUUUUUGCUGCUCUCCCCCUUCCGGCCCGGUCCGCAAAAUAUCGUUUUCGCAGUGCGUCCGGUUUAAACGGCUUCAAAAUUAACUACUCAAAGUACCAUCACAACGCUAUGUCCCUAUCGGCCAUAGCCAAGCCGAUACUCUAUUCGUAUUGGCGCAGCUCGUGCUCAUGGCGCGUGCGAAUCGCGAUGAACCUAAAGGAGAUACCCUACGACAUCAAGCCUAUCAGUUUGAUCAAGUCGGGUGGCGAGCAGCACUGCAAUGAGUACCGUGAGGUCAAUCCUAUGGAGCAGGUGCCAGCACUUCAAAUCGAUGGACACACAUUGAUCGAAUCCGUCGCCAUUAUGCACUACUUGGAGGAGACACGUCCGCAGCGUCCGUUACUUCCACAGGACGUCCACAAGCGGGCAAAGGUGCGUGAAAUUAUUGAGAUAAUUUGCUCCGGCAUUCAGCCGCUUCAAAAUCUCAUCGUGCUCAUCCACGUGGGCGAGGAAAAGAAGAAGGAGUGGGCACAGCAUUGGAUAACACGCGGCUUUCGUGCCGUAGAGAAGGCUCUUUCCACCUCAGCCGGCAAAUACUGUGUGGGCGAUGAGAUAUCCAUGGCGGAUUGUUGCCUUGUGCCACAAGUGUUUAAUGCCAGAAGAUUCCAUGUGGACUUGCGCCCAUAUCCGAUUAUAUUACGCAUUGAUCGCGAGCUGGAAAGUAAUCCAGCAUUCCGGGCUGCUCAUCCUUCCAAUCAGCCGGACUGUCCGCCGGAGCUGCCCAACAAAUAGAAUUUUCCGACGACAACUGCAAAGCGCCGUAAAACCAAAAAGUGAAUUGCAGUUCGUAUCACAAACCAAUUGAAAAAAAAAGAAAAACAAAAAGAAAGUUCAAGAAUACGAAAGCGAAAAUAUGUUUGAUUGAAGUUAAAAAAUCAGUUGGAGUAUAUUUCAUUGAGAUAAACAGUCGGAUGUGAUUUAAAGAAUUGCUAACAGCAUUUAAUUAUGCACUAUUGCAUACAAAUACAAUACUAUCAAUGAACAAAAAUAACACUUUGAAUGCAUUGCAAAAGAAAGAGAAACGAAAAUCAAUAUUAAUAUUUUCAGUACAUUUUAGUUUUCCUCAGUUCUCAAUGUGAAAAUGGUCUUAAAGAUGAACUCAUGUAUGAUUAACUUAUUUUUAUGAAUUUUAUUUAGGCUAACAGAAACAAAACAAAAUCAAGGAGAACUCAAAACGAAAAGCAAAAUUAACUUCAGGGAUUUAACUUAAAGAAAAAAAAAAAACAAGAAAAAAAAAAACAAACUAAUUUUAAUGCAUAGACAUACAUAUACAUUCUAUAAACAAAAUCGAGUAUAUCUAAACACGUAUUAGUAAGACAAGUUGGGCGCUUAAUAAAGAAACUUUUUGAAAAGUACAAAACUUCAGUCAACGAAGAAGUGAACUCCACUAGCAGGCAUUCAUAUUAUAAACGAGCAGCAAGAAACCAGAUAAUUCAUAAGUAAAGAACAAAAUAUACAAACUAUAUACAACACCGUAGAUUUCUAGAGGUCUCUAAAAUCUUAAUAUGUACGAGUAUAUAAAAACAUAAAUGUCUCUUAGCUACAAUGUGAACAAAUCAAUUGUAAAAAUCUGCUAUUCUUUCCAUUCAAUUUAAAGCACAAAAAAAAAACGAUAAUCCAUUAAUUUAUAUGCAUAAUAAUAAAAAUUGUAUUUUUACUCAAGUUCUAUAAAAAGAGCAGUUUAAGAAUUUUCGAGAAUUUCUAUUUUGUAAAGGAUCUUUGCUCCACUGUAAAAUUAAACGAAUCGCCUGAUUUCGCAAACUCGUACAAACCAAUUGAUUGCAUAUGACUAUGUUAAUAUCCAUAAUAUUGUAACAGUUCCAAAUAUUAACUACAUAUUUAAUGAAUAAACUUCUAACUAAACUUA
Molecule: messenger RNA, 1935 nt
Organism: Drosophila innubila
Lineage: Eukaryota; Metazoa; Arthropoda; Insecta; Diptera; Drosophilidae
Product: probable maleylacetoacetate isomerase 2
Exons: 4
Coding region: 138-800 (220 amino acids)
Biological process (GO): L-phenylalanine catabolic process; glutathione metabolic process
Cellular component (GO): mitochondrion; cytoplasm
Molecular function (GO): glutathione transferase activity; maleylacetoacetate isomerase activity
Source: RefSeq, a predicted model, not a curated record